Messenger RNA from Iphiclides podalirius (scarce swallowtail), 549 nucleotides. NCBI's taxonomy places the organism in Eukaryota, Metazoa, Arthropoda, Insecta, Lepidoptera, Papilionidae. The record is from the annotation of a GenBank genome assembly.
AUGCAGUACUUAGCAAACGGGGCUGAGAGCGAAGUACGAACGGAAAUCGAGCACUGCUACUACCACGGCACUGUGAAGGACUACCCGGGCGCGUCCGCCGCCUUCCACACUUGCAACGGAGUCUCAGGCGUCAUACACAUCGGCAAUGAAACCUUCGUCAUCCACCCGUUCUACGGCGGCGACUUAUCGCUAGUAAACCCGUCCGCUGAGCUGCAACUGUCAGGCGGCGCUCGAAAUGCGAGAGACCGGCGUCGCUUAGUCAUUGUCUGUCCAAUUGGACCUAGCGCAAACGCGCCGAGCCGGCCCGGGGCCCACAAUGGACCCUUAUCGCCGGACUACGGGCAACAGACCCGCACAAAGGUCCGUCAAAGCCGCGUGGCGGCCGUGGCUGGUGACGUUUGCCGGGGCCCCGAUAAUCCGGACUCUUAUCUGUGGCCGCUGCAUAAAUUUCCCGCAACACUUGGACGCGGGAACGGCUUUACGGGCGGCACUCACGCGACAAAUCCCCUUUUUGCCCACGAGAUAAGCACGCGGGACGCUAAAGGGACG